AUGUCGUCCGCCGCGCCUGCGCGCCCUCCCAGGCCUCUGUAUUCUCUUGACCACAAACAUAGCCGCGAUCGACUCGACCCGGACCCGGACGUCGAAAAACGCUUUCAAGAAAGCAUAGGAUACACACUGGCCACCGAAGGAGGAGACGAAUCAACCAUGGGUGCCGCGGGGACUCUCCAGAUAUGGCCAAAGUUGCAUAUGGAGCCAUACCAGAACAUGCCCGACCUGGAUAAGGCCAGAUUCAAUCGCCUGCCCAGCAUCCACACCGACCCUUUCCUCACACAGCCCGCCAGACCCCGACCAACCUUGCACGCUGCUGUCAGUCAGCCGGAUCUGUACUCGUCGUCGCGCAAGCAUGCUAUCAUGACCGAUGCCGCCAGACCUCCACCCGUGCCGCAACAACUUCAGCGCAGCCACAGAGUCGAUUUUUCGAGGCUNUUUUCAAGACACAAAUCAAAGAAUAAAGACAAGGAAAAGGAAAAGGAAAAGGAAAAAUCAGUGAGGCCUCCAACUGCUCACGUACCCGUCCCGCCGUCCUUGCCUCUACCACCACCGCCGCCAGUACCUGUAGCUACUCGCUCCCGUCAAGGUAGCGAUAUCUCAUCCGUUCGACCCUCAUCCUCGGGAACUGCCAGCCACCGUAUCCAGGCCACUGCUUUUGACCGUAACGCUACCGAAAAUGCAAAGAUCAAUGUGCGCAGGCCGCCCAAGGGUAUCAAGCAUUGGUUCGAAGGUCUGGACCCAUCCGACGAUGACUUGCCCGAAGUCGUCACUCCUGCCGAAACCAUUCAUCAGUCUACUUUCAACCCAGCUCUUGGUCCAGGAAGAUCCAGGGUCGCACCUACUUCUCGUGUCACGCCUACGUGUGAAGGGUCGUCGUCAGAUUAUUUCCACUACCAGGGCUCUACACACCAAGCACACUCGCAGAAUCAAAAUCUUCAAGAACGCAGUAUGCUGAACCUUUCAUCCGACGAAGAGGACGAGCAUUCAGAGCCUGCGUCACCACCUAGAUGGGCUGACCAUUCGACCACUGUAAGCGGACCCACAUCUGACUCGGUAAGCUGGAACAAGACGGCUGCUACGAGACAGUCAACCUUUAGUAUGCAAACAACAAUGACGUCCGGCUCGAUUCCUAUCAUACACGCCGACAACCUGGAAAUGGCUUACCGAACUCCUCUACCUCCUCUUCCUGCCCAAUAUCAACAGUACACAGAUGUCAACCCUGUUCCUGCUCCUUUACGGAAACAAAAGUCUUAUCACUUCUCAUCUCCUGGACGCACGAGAGCAACAAGCAUCACAUCGACUGGCAUGCAAAGUGCUACUAGCGCCUCUAGCGCUGGACAGUCUCACGUCAUGACUGUUACCCAGGAGGAGAUGGCUCUGCUCGAGAUGAUGCGUCGCAAGAGAGCCGAGAUGCAGGCUCAGCCCAACCAUCCUGCUCGAAGACAUGAAUCAUCUAGCCAACCCUCUCAGUACGACCGCAAGAACUCUGCCAUUCGCAGUACCGCCUCAUCGACCUUUUCGAGAGGCAGUGCUAUGAGCAUAGGUCUCAUGCUUGACGCUCCUGAAGGCGCUGCCUUUCCCGCUCCUCCAAGCAACAGGAUUAUUCACGAAACUCAAGACAUGAACUAUUUCGGACUUGAUGAGAAACGCACCAACAGGUCAUCGGAUAUGUCCACUCCUCACUCGUAUAUGCUGGCCGAAUUGGAAGCGCCCACCGAGCAGUUGCAAGCCCUUUGCUUCCAAAAACCAACAAAGUCUGCAAGCUCGAGUCAAAACAAGCUCGUCCCGUUUGAGAACACCGCCGACCCAUACCGUCUCGCACCAGACCUUGAGCUCUCUUCUCUCGAUCUCUUGCCUCUUCCUGCACGCACCUACUCUCCUUCUCUCACUGGUACUUGCAGUUCAGCUAUGACUCCUGAAUUCAGUACUCACGGCACGACCAAUUUCAACGUCGCUGGCAGUGAUAGCGAGACCAGCAGCGAAGCAGACAGAUACCGCAACAGCGUCAAGACCAUGGACAGUGUAGACAUGGAUGUCCUUACUGCCUGGAAUCAUUUGGGUGGCCAGUAA
This is a messenger RNA of Aureobasidium musti, 2073 nucleotides long. The record is from the annotation of a GenBank genome assembly. Lineage: Eukaryota; Fungi; Ascomycota; Dothideomycetes; Dothideales; Saccotheciaceae.